Penaeus chinensis is the source of this 1608-nucleotide messenger RNA. Its product is annotated as clumping factor A-like. The coding region runs from base 1 to 1608 and encodes 535 amino acids. The transcript is spliced from 3 exons. The record is from RefSeq and is a predicted model, not a curated record. NCBI's taxonomy places the organism in Eukaryota, Metazoa, Arthropoda, Malacostraca, Decapoda, Penaeidae.
AUGUUGGAAAAUGACAACCUCUUCUCGUCGACUCACGAAACGAGCAGUGUUGGCAAUCGCAGUGACAACAGGAGCCUUUAUGACACCAGCGUCGGCACGCGGAGUGACACCAAUGGCAGUGUCGGAAAUCGGAGCCUCUAUGACACCAAUGGCAGUGUCGGAAAUCGGAGCCUCUAUGACACGAAUGACAGUGUCGGAAAUCGGAGCCUCUAUGACACGAAUGACAGUGUCGGAAACCGGAGCCUCUGUGACACGAAUGACAGCACGGCGGUGGCGGUUGACAGCAGCGUUGGCAGUCUGAGUGACAGUAGUCAGAGCACUUUAGGAAGAAGUAGCAGCUCGGAUUCGGAAUUUCGGAUUUCGGAUUCAAAGCGGUUCGGUGGUGCGGAUAAGAGACUGGAAGGACUGGAAAUCGAGCUGAGAAAAUACGCCGCGGAUUCGAGCGUGUUCGACGGUGCGGAUUCGAGCGUGUUCGAUGGUGCGGAUAAGAGCGUGUUCGAAGGUGCGGAUAAGAGCGUGUUCGAAGGUGCGGAUUCGAGCGUUUUCGAUGGUGCGGAUAAGAUUUCGAGCGUCUUCGAAGGUGCGGAUAGUCCAAAAUGGGGAUUCGAAGCCCCGGACUUCGAUCCGAAGCGCCUCAGUGAUUCGGAGGCAGGAUUCGGUGCUUCGGAGAGUGAUUCGAAAAGAUUCGGUGCUUCAGAAACCAGUUCGAAAAGAUUCGGAGCUUCAGAAAGGGAUUCGAAAAGAUAUGGAACUUCAGAGAGGGAGUCGAAAAGAUUCGAAGCUUCAGAAAGUGAUUCGAAAAGAUAUGGAACUUCAGAGAGUGAUUCGAAAAGAUUCGGUGCUUCAGAAAGUGAUUCGAAAAGAUUCGGUGCUUCAGAAAGUGAUUCGAAAAGAUUUGGAACUUCAGAGAGUGAUUCGAAAAGAUUCGGUGCUUCAGAAAGUGAUUCGAAAAGAUUCGAAGCUUCAGAAAGUGAUUCGAGAAGAUUCGGUUCUUCAGAAACCAGUUCGAAAAGAUUCGGUGCUCCGGAAAAGCCUUCUCGGAGAUUCGAACCUCUAGAAACCGGCUUAGAAACCACUCCUAGAAAACGCAGUCCUCCAAUAAAACCCACGAGGAGAUUCGACUCGCUAGAAACCGCUCGCGCAAGACCCGAACAGAUAGAAACCGCUCUAGAAACCAGCUCCAGAAAACACGAGACCUUAGAAACCUCCUCCAGAAAACACGAAACUUUAGAAACCUCCUCCAGAAAACACGAAACUUUAGAAACCUCCUCCAGAAAACACGAACCCUUAGAAACCAGCUCCAGAAAACACGAACCCUUAGAAACCAGCUCCAGAAAACACGAGACCUUAGAAACCUCCUCCAGAAAACACGAACCCUUAGAAACCGCCCCCAGAAGCUUCGAACCCCUAGAAACCGCCUCCAGAAGCUUCGAACCCCUUGAAACCGCCUCCAGGCAUUUCGAAACCGCCUCGGACGUCGCGUUUUCUAACCAGGGCGAAACCACGACCCUCGAGGACGUCCUCGAUUCUCUCCUAGCUCUACCUUCAGCCUCGAGAUCGCCCAGCCCGGAGGGACCCUCGUGGUUGGAAACAAACUUUGGAAGUUAA